Messenger RNA from Pteronotus mesoamericanus, 1654 nucleotides. RefSeq names its product ADP ribosylation factor like GTPase 6 (gene ARL6). Gene Ontology annotation, biological process: protein localization to cilium; vesicle-mediated transport; cilium assembly. The coding region runs from base 454 to 1014 and encodes 186 amino acids. The record is from RefSeq and is a predicted model, not a curated record. NCBI's taxonomy places the organism in Eukaryota, Metazoa, Chordata, Mammalia, Chiroptera, Mormoopidae. Gene Ontology annotation, cellular component: axoneme; cytoplasm. The transcript is spliced from 8 exons. Gene Ontology annotation, molecular function: GTPase activity; GTP binding.
GGACCGAACAACUCCGUGCAGGAAGGGUGCGCCCACCCAGCCAACGUGCCACCUUCGUUCCUACUCCUUUGUGUGACAUUUUCAGGAGCUCUACAUUCCGACAAGCAAUAGGAGUGCGGCUGAGGCGCUAUGGCCUCGGGGGAAGGGUGGCUUCGGGACCGGAAGAACCUUUGGUUGCCAGGGGAACGCCAAGCGCCUAGUUGCCUGCCCUUUGACUGACGCUCCGCUACACACAGGCUACAGUUCACCCAACUUGUGGAGGUGGUGGCUUUGGUCAGGACUAGGCAUCCUUCUUAUGGAGGGGUAGAGAGGAAAAAGCUGAGAGACGCCCACGGCAGAUUCCCAUCCAGAAGCGGUUGGAAGCGAGUGUGUCCGUUCCUGCCCCUCACCAGCUCCUGGGCCUGCCGGACUAACCUCAAAGACCAGCUAGUUUGUAAAUAUUUGAAUCACAUUAUGGGAUUGCUAGACAGACUUUCAGGGUUGCUUGGCCUGAAGAAGAAGGAGGUUCAUGUUUUGUGCCUUGGACUGGAUAAUAGUGGCAAAACAACAAUCAUUAACAAACUUAAACCCUCAAAUGCUCAAUCUCAAGAUAUAGUUCCAACAAUAGGAUUCAACGUAGAGAAAUUCAAAUCAUCCAGUUUGUCUUUUACAGUGUUUGACAUGUCAGGUCAAGGAAGAUAUAGAAAUCUCUGGGAACACUAUUAUAAAGAUGGACAGGCCAUUAUUUUUGUCAUUGAUAGUAGUGAUAGAUUAAGAAUGGUUGUGGCCAAAGAAGAACUUGAUAUUCUUCUGAAUCAUCCAGAUAUUAAGCACCGCCGAAUACCAAUCCUGUUCUUUGCAAACAAAAUGGACCUUAGAGACGCAGUGACAUCUGUGAAAGUGUCUCAGUUGCUAUGUUUAGAGAACAUCAAAGAUAAGCCAUGGCAUAUUUGUGCUACUGAUGCCAUAAAAGGAGAAGGAUUACAAGAAGGUGUAGACUGGCUUCAAGAUCAGAUCCAGGCUGCAAAGACAUGAAAAGAUAGUAUUUGGAAACCUCAAAAAUUGUCAUUUCAAGGAACAUAUCUUAAGACAAACUGAAUAUAUUAAAUUUUUUUUAAAGAUGCUGGUGCAUCUAAGAACACUUUAUAAUUUGCUUGCAUUUAUGGACUGUGAGUAAACUUUAUAAGAAUAUAGGACCUCAGAUAUGCUAAUCUGGCCAUUAGUUAUAUAAAAACAAAUCCUCAGAAGGGCUCCCCAGGCUUAUCAACUUCUUGGUAAAUGUCUAACUUGAUUGCAGUGAGAAUGUUUAAAGUCAGAGUUAAAAUCCAUCUCACUAUCUCUUCAUGAAUUAUGAUAUCUUUAAUGUAUUUUAUUUUUAAAUUAUCCUCUAAAAAUUAGUUUUGUAGUAUGACUGCAGUGUGAUUGUGCUAGUGAAAAAUAACUUUAAAUGUUUAUAAGGGACCAUAAGUAAUUAAUGUGUAUCUAGAUUUUUACUUACAUCAUCAUCAAUAAAACAUAAAAUGUAACAUACCAACUAAUGUGCUUUAUAAUGAAAGAAUAAUGCUGUGUUAAUAUGGUAUUUGGUGUUUUACUGUCAAACAUUUGUAAAUCUGAGUCCAACUUACACUGAAGUUAUUUAGCCAAUGAAUAUGUAUUAAACCUCUCUAUACCUGUA